This is a messenger RNA of Oncorhynchus keta (chum salmon), 699 nucleotides long. RefSeq names its product deoxyribonuclease-1-like. The transcript is spliced from 4 exons. The annotation marks the transcript as partial. Gene Ontology annotation, molecular function: DNA nuclease activity. Gene Ontology annotation, biological process: DNA catabolic process. NCBI's taxonomy places the organism in Eukaryota, Metazoa, Chordata, Actinopteri, Salmoniformes, Salmonidae. Gene Ontology annotation, cellular component: nucleus. The record is from RefSeq and is a predicted model, not a curated record.
CUCCCUCCCUCUCUUCUAGCUGUGAGGAACUUUGUUUUGAUUCCUCAACACACGUCUCCAGACUCGGCAGUGAAGGAGGUUGAUGCUCUGUACGAUGUGGCCGCUGAAGUCAGAGCUCGCUGGAACACCAAUGACAUAGUGCUGCUGGGGGACUUCAACGCAGGCUGUCGCUACGUCAGUGGAUCAGACUGGCAGCAGAUACGUCUCUUCACAGACCACAGAUACCACUGGCUGAUCCCUGACCACGCUGACACCACGGUCUCUAACACCGACUGUCCCUACGACAGGGUGGUGGCCACCACUGAGAUGAUGAGAGGAGUGGUCCCUGGGUCGGCUGAGGUGUUCAACUACAUGACUCACCUGAAGCUCAGCCACAGCACGGUAACAACUCUUAACUCUUAAAGGUGGACUCAGUCAUGUGAUGUGGCACGAAGUCAACACAAUAUCAGGUCAAUCUACACAACUGACAGCAUUGAAGCGCGAGGCUAAACGUUCAAUGUUUAUGUUUUAUUAUUAUUAUAAUAUUAUUUUAUUUAUUAUCUCAUACACCGGAUUGGUGCAGUGAAAUGUGUUGUUGUACAGGGUCGUAGUAGUAUGAUAGGUGUUGUUUUACAGGGUCAUAGUAGUAUGAUAGGUGUUGUUGUACAGGGUCAGUCAUAGUAGUAUGAUAGGUGUUGUUUUACAGGGUCAGUCAUAGUA